UAAUUUUCUCUCUUUUCCAGAGAGUAAAAUGGCUAAAGGUAACAUUCAAGACAGGAUAUUAGAAUACGAGAGAUUCAUAAACGAUGUUUUGAAACAAGAUUUGCGGGGAGUGGAAUCACAACUUGUCGCAAAUAACGCUGAAAUCGCCGAUCUUCUUCAACAAAAACAUACAUUGAAAGUGGUAGCAGACAAAAGUAUGCAUCCUAAUGGAUUCAAGACUCAAGUGAACUUAGGUUGUAACUUUUUUAUGGAAGCUUCUGUGCCAGAUACUUCAGAACUGCUUGUGAAUAUAGGAUUGAAUCAUUACCUACAAUUUAGCUUAGAAGAAGCAAAUAAAUAUUUAGAUGUAAGAAUAAAGGCAUUUGAGAAACAAGGGGAAACGAUACAGAACAAAGCUGCGGAGAUAAAGGCCCAUAUAAAAUUAAUGUUGUUCGGGAUUGCUGAACUGCAGGAUAAAGGCUUGAAGAAGAAGACCGAUACAACUUAGGUUUAAGGUAAAUAUUGUUGUACAUGCAUCUGGAAUGUUAAAAAGUUGAUUAAAAAUCAGAAAAAUAAAUGAAUUGUCCAAUGAAA
Molecule: messenger RNA, 573 nt
Organism: Ostrinia nubilalis (European corn borer)
Lineage: Eukaryota; Metazoa; Arthropoda; Insecta; Lepidoptera; Crambidae
Gene: Uxt
Product: protein UXT homolog
Exons: 1
Coding region: 29-487 (152 amino acids)
Biological process (GO): negative regulation of transcription by RNA polymerase II
Molecular function (GO): transcription corepressor activity
Source: RefSeq, a predicted model, not a curated record